AUGGAAAGCCGUCUGAUCGACAAAGAUCCUAACUUAACUGAGAUGAUCCCACAUGAGAGACCAGACACUCUUGGACCUGAAACUGGACCUGAACCCAGCUGUGUGUCCCUGAAAAGUGACUGGUCUAUGGAUCGACCUAUUGACUUCAAAGAUGGAACACAUUCCGAUCAACAAAGAUUGGAGCAGCAGAGAUCAGAGGUUCCCAUUGGUCACUCUCCUCAGCAGCAUCAGACACAGCAUGACUCCAUAUUUAUGUUAUAUUUUAUUCUGUUCCAGUUGCUGGAGCAAAACAUUGUUACUUUUGUGAAAAACGAGCUGAAGAAGUUCCAGAAGGUUUUGAGUCCACAUUACCCAGAAUGCUCACAGAGUCAGAGUGAGGAAGAGGAUGAAGAGCAGAGGAGCAGCAGAGAGGCAUUUCUUAAGAUCACACUGCAGUUCCUGAGGAGAAUGGACCACAAGGAGCUGGCUGACCGUCUAGAGAGCAGAACUAAUGCUGCAGUAAGCCAAUGGAAACUUAAAUGUAACCAGCAAAAGAAGUUCCAGUGUGUGUUUGAGGGGAUUGCUAAAGCUGGAAGCCCAACCCUUCUGAAUCAGAUGUUCACAAAGAUCUACAUCACAAAGGGAGGGACUGCAGAGGUCAAUGAUGAACAUGAGGUCAGACAGAUUGAAACAGCAUCCAGGAAACCAGACAGACCAGAAACAACAAUCAGACAUGAAGACAUCUUUAAAGCCCCACCUGAAAGAGAUGAACCAAUCAGAACAGUGAUGACAAAGGGAGUGGCUGGCAUCGGGAAAACAGUCUUAACACAGAAGUUCACUCUGGACUGGGCUGAAGGCAAAGCCAACCAGGACAUCCAGUUCACAUUUCCAUUCACCUUCAGAGAGCUGAAUGUGCUGAAAGGGAAAAAAUACAGCUUGGUGGAACUUGUUCAUCGCUUCUUUAGUGAAACCAAAGAAGCGGGAAUCUGCAGGUUUGAAGAGUUCCAGGUUGUCUUCAUCUUUGACGGUCUGGAUGAGUGUCGACUUCCUCUGGACUUCCACAACACUGAGAUCCUGACUGAUGUUACAGAGUCCACCUCAGUAGGUGUGCUGCUGACAAACCUCAUCAGGGGGAAUCUGCUUCCCUCUGCUCGCCUCUGGAUAACCACACGACCUGCAGCAGCCAAUCAGAUCCCUCCUGAGUGUGUUGACAUGGUGACAGAGAUCAGAGGGUUCACUGACCCACAGAAGGAGGAGUACUUCAGGAAGAGAUUCACAGAUGAGGAACAGGCCAGCGGAAUCAUCUCCCACAUCAAGACAUCCCGAAGUCUCCACAUCAUGUGCCACAUCCCAGUCUUCUGCUGGAUCACUGCUACAGUUCUGGAGGACAUGUUGAAGACCAGUGAGGGAGGAGAGCUGCCCAAGACCUUGACUGAGAUGUACAUCCACUUCCUGGUGGUUCAGACCAAAGUGAAGAGAGUCAAGUAUGAUGGAGGAGCUGAGACAGAUCCACACUGGAGUCCAGAGAGUAGGAAGAUGAUCAAGUCUCUGGGAAAACUGGCUUUUGAGCAGCUGCAGAAAGGCAACCUGAUCUUCUAUGAAUCAGACUUGACAGAGUGUGGCAUCGAUAUCACAGCCGCCUCAGUGUACUCAGGAGUGUUCACACAGAUCUUUAAAGAGGAGAAAGGACUGUACCAGGACAAGGUGUUCAGCUUCGUCCAUUUGAGUGUUCAGGAGUUUCUGGCAGCUCUUCAUGUACAUCUGACAUUCAUAAACUCUGGUGUCAAUCUUCUGUCAGAAGAAGAAACAACCUCCCGGCUGCCUAAAGUCUUCAGAGACAGACCAAAACUAAAACAUCUCUACCAGAGUGCUGUGGACAAGGCCUUACAGAGUCCAAAUGGACACCUGGACUUGUUCCUCCGCUUCCUCCUAGGUCUUUCACUGCAGACCAAUCAGAAUCUCCUACAAGGCCUGCUGACACAGACAGGAAGUAAUUCUAAGACCAAUCAGAGAACAAUCCAGUACAUAAAGAAGAAGAUCAGUGAAGAUCAGUCUCCAGAGAGAACCAUCAAUCUAUUCCACUGUCUGAAUGAACUGAAUGAUCAUUCUCUAGUGGAGGAAAUCCAACGGUCCCUGAGAUACGGAACUCUUUCCAAAAGUCAUUUUUCUCGUGCUCAGUGGUCAGCUCUGGUCUUCAUCUUACUGUCAUCAGAAAAAUAUCUGGACGUGUUUGACCUGAAUAAAUAUGGUGCUUCAGAUGAGGCUCUUCUGAGGCUGCUGCCAGUGGUCAAAGCUUCUAACAAAGCUCUGCUGAGUCAUUGUAACCUGUCAGAGAGAAGCUGUGAAGAUCUGUCCUCAGUUCUCAGCUCCGAGUCUAAUCUGAGAGAGCUGGACCUGAGUUACAACAACCUGCAGGAUUCAGGAGUGAAGCUGCUGUCUGUAGGACUUCAGAGUCCAAAAUGUACACUGGAAACUCUCAGAAUGGCUGACUGUAACCUUUCAGAGAGAAGCUGUGAAGCUGUGUUGUCAGUUCUUAGCUCCGAGUCCUCUAGUCUGAGAGAUCUAGACCUGAGUAACAAUGACCUGCAGGAUUCAGGAGUGAAGCUGCUUUCUGAUGGACUUCAGAGUCCACAGUGUACAUUGGAAACUCUCAGUCUGUCAGGCUGUUUGAUAUCAGCGGAAGGCUGUACUUCUCUGGCCUCAGCUCUAAGCUCAAACCCCUCCCAUCUGAGAGAGCUGGACCUGAGCUACAAUCAUCCAGGAGAGUCAGUGAAGCUGAUGUCUGCUGGACUGGAAGAUUCAAACUGGAGACUGGAAACUCUCAGGGUGGACCAUUGUGGAGAGCAGAGGUUGCAACCUGGUGUGAGGAAGUAUUUCUGUGAACUCACAGUGGACACAAACACAAUGAGCAGACAAGUCAAACUGUCUGACAACAACAGGAUGAUGACAGCAGUGAGAGAGGAGCAGCCAUAUCCUGAUCUUCCAGAGAGGUUUGACUCCUUCAUUGAGCUGCUGUGUAGAGAUGGUCUGACUGGUCGUUGUUACUGGGAGGUCGAGAGGAGCGGAGAUGUUCGUGUAGCAGUGAGUUACAAAGGAAUCAUGAGGAAAGGACUCAGGGAUGACUGUUUGCUUGGAUGUACUAAUCAGUCGUGGAUUCUGAUGUGCGUUGGUGAUUGUUACUGUGUUGGACACAAUAACGUUCCAACGUUCCUCCCUGUCUUCUCCUCCUCCUCUGUCUCUGAUAGAGUAGCAGUGUAUGUUGACUGUCCUGCUGGCAUUCUGUCCUUCUACAGAGUCUCCUCUGACUCACUGAUCCACCUCUACACCUUCAACACCACAUUCACUCAACCUCUUUAUCCCGGGUUUUCAUUCGGGUAUGGUUCCUCAGUGUCUCUGUGUUCUCUGAAGGAGACUUCCGGUACUUUGGUUUAAAUGUUGAUGGGGGACGAUGCUUCACUUUGGUUCACAUUUGGCUCACUGAUUGUGUCUUUAAUGACAGAAAUCUUCUUCUUAGAAAUGAUGAAAUGCUCUCCUCAGGGCAGAAAUUGUUGUGUGCAAAUUAUGUUGACUUUGAUCACAUUUUAAUAUCUGUAGUGAAUGUCAUUAACUUCAGUUUGUAUUUGUCUUUGUAUUUGAAUUUAUUUUAAGGAUCCCCAUUACUUA
Messenger RNA from Perca flavescens (yellow perch), 3642 nucleotides. RefSeq names its product protein NLRC3. Bases 1 to 3411 code for a protein of 1136 amino acids. Lineage: Eukaryota; Metazoa; Chordata; Actinopteri; Perciformes; Percidae. The transcript is spliced from 11 exons. Gene Ontology annotation, molecular function: protein binding. The record is from RefSeq and is a predicted model, not a curated record.